UCUGAGGAAAAUUCACAAGUAAAACCGAUUGAGGUCUCAGAACUAGUUAACUGGAGUUUUACUCCCAGCUUUCCGUCGGUUUAGAAUUAACAAUUUGACUAUAAUAAAGUGUUAAAUAAUAAUGUUUAUUAUUGUGAAGUGAAGGAGUAUUUUGUGGUGGAACAAUGGGUCUACAAGCGACCCAAAGAACUUCAUUGUGGCCUGUGAAAUAAGUCAAAAUGAUGGCGUCUGUAUCGGGUUGACAAAACAAAUUAUUUACAGUGUGAGGAAUAGUUUAAGAAUAUCCAAACAUUCUAAGAGUACAAAUCCCAGUAGUAAACAACUCUUUAUGCCCUAAGUCUAUUGGUGUUUAAUUAUUUGCUAGAAAAACGAGAUUUUUGUGAGAGGUUAGAAUAAACUCUGAUAUGGACAGCAGACACAAGCCCCAUGUUAAACCUAGUUUUGUGACAUAAAUAAAUGCCAUGAAUACAAUAUUGUUGUUUAACAUGGUUUUUAGAUAAUUCAUAUUUUAUUUUGGUGGCGAUGGAUUCAGGAAUACCUCAUGUACCCAUCACCACUUUAGCUGGUGUUACAAGUCUUACAGACUGUAAGGCUGCUUUGCCUGCUGAAUAUAGCAUUUUAAAGGUUCUACCAGAGUUGCCAUUACCAACACCUUCACCUCAAACCAUUAAUAAUAAGUCAUUACUAUUUCAUCCAAGGGUGGCUGAGGAGGCACAAAAUUUGCUUGGACAAAAAAAUGAUGUUCUUGUACCACUGCUUGUAGCUUCAUUAGAGAAAACUUCAGCGGAUCAUAUAGAGGUGAAAGAUAAUUAUGCUAGAGCUGAUAAUAAGCUUGAGCAACAAGAAGGUAUGCCAGAUUUGCUAAAAGUUAUUCUUCAUACAAAUCCUGAAGUUUUUAGUGGUCAAAAAGCUUUACAACCAAGAAUUGCAUUACAAAGGCAAUACCAGCAACAGCAAUAUCUUCGCCAACAACAAGCUUUACAACAAGCCUCAAGCUCUCAGCAACAGUCGCAUGGAUCUCAUCCUGUUCAACAACAACCUCAGAAUCCACAUCAAAACCAACAGGUUCCUCUUGUGGCAUUACCAGAACCAUCUAAACCUCCCCAAGUGUCAGAUUCACAAUCAGGGACAGUUUUAGCACCUCAGACAAUUCCCCCAGUUGUUAAGGAAAAUUUGGGUAAUAGUAAUAUUCCCACUUCUGUAAUACAGCAUUCAGACUCUAUAAAACCUCAUGAGGUUCAACAAGAAACUCCUAAAAUAAAUAACAGCCAUACAACAGAUAUGAGGGUACCUUCUACAGUAGCAGUAUCAACAUUACCCCAAGUUUCCUCAACAGCAUUUAAUACUUCUCCUUCUGUUCCAUCUUCCCCAGUUUCUUCUGUAACAAAUUCCUUAACAACAUCCAUUUCUACGCCCUCAGUUCCUAGUGGCUCAACUCAUACCACCACAAGUGAGUUAAGGUUACUAAGAAGGCCUUCCAAUAGAGGCAAUCAAAAUACUACGCCAAACAAGGAAAGCACAAAUUUAGAGCCCACCGAAAAAAUGAAUUUAGAUGACAAUCUUGCUAGUUUUGCCUUCCCUGCUGAAAUGACCAAAGAAGAUCUUGCUUGUAUAGAAGGGGCAUUAGAAAGAUCCGAAAGUGAAUUUAGUUCAGGAAUAAAGCAACCAAUCAUUAGGUUGGGAAGGAUAUCAGAAGCGGACCAAGCAUUAAUGCAGAGAAGUUUAAAGGAAUUUGUUGAAACAAAACCUCAGCUGGCAAAGGAGCUAGGAAUUGAACUAAACAAAAAAAUGGUUAAUUAUAAAGAAACAUCAGAUUCAGAAGACGAAAGUGGCGCCUCAAGAAAGAAAACAAAAAGGAAAUAUAAAAAUAGUGAAGAUGAAUUUGAACCUGAAGAUGAUGCUGAUCCUAUGGACACGUUUUCUGCUUUAGUUGGUAAAAGAAGGAAAGUGGCCAAAGAAGAAACUGAACCGGAACCUUUUGUACUUACUAAGCCCAAGUUAAGAAGGGUAGAACGUAAAUUUGUACCAGUUUUACAAAAAUUAUCAACAGAAGAACUGAUGGAAAGCAACACUUACGUGCGCUUUAACAAAUCUGUUGAGCAUGUUUUGCGGUCAGGUGAAGACAUUGAUUUUUCGGAAAUAGCUGCUGAUGACAUGAUCCAAGAUGAACAUCUUUUGAGCCGUUCUAUCAUGUCAGAACUUUGUACUGAGGCAGCUAAGCUAAAAGUUUUAGGUGCUUUAGAAAUGAUUCCAACUGAUAAGCUCACCAGGUUACUGAAUAUAUUGGAACUAAAUAUUAGGGGCGGUGAUAGAAUAUCUCCAAUUACUGAUGAGGACAAUGAGAGCAUACGUCAGUUUUGGCUAGAGACAACUAUGGAAAGGGUUAUGGGCGCUGCUGAUGCUUGUUUGAUCUGCAUGUACAUAAUGACAUCUCCAAACAUGUCCAAAAGAGUAUAUCUUGAAGAAAUUAUAGACAGGGUCGUUUUGUAUAUCAAAUACCAUUUGGCUAACACAAUUUUUCCUAGUUUUGAUUCUACUUAUAAGCUUGAUAAUAAGAAAAAAGAUGGUAGGAGGAAGAAAACCACACCUGCCUCUGGCAAAGGGAUAAACAAUCUGUAUACUAAAAUAUCAGAACUUGUUAAUUUACUGUCAGAGUUGAUGAAUAUUCAAGUUUUGACGGAUACUUCUGUUUUACAUGCAUCUUCUAUGGGCAUCAGUCCAUUUUUUGUUGAAAAUGUUAGUGAACUUCAGUUGGCUUGUUUAAAACUGGUUACAACGAUAUUUACGCGUUACGAGUCCCAUCGUCGGCUCUUGUUAGAUGAUAUUUUGGCAUCCAUAGCUCGUCUUCCUAGUACAAAGCGCAGUUUAAGAACAUAUAGGUUAAACAGCGAGGAACACAUUCAGAUGCUUACCGCUCUGGUCUUGCAGCUGAUACAGUGCGUUGUCGCUUUGCCAGAUAAGCCAGGGUCCAAGAAAGAUAAAGAGAAACAGGAAAAACAACAGGUAGACGAUGAUAUUCUGAUUUGUAACAAAUUCGAAAAAGCCACCUCGACAGCCGGUACGUUUUUAACCGUGUUCCUCAGCAAAUGCGGUAAUAAAUCGGAAGAAAUCGACUACAGGCCGUUAUUCGAGAAUUUCGUCCAAGAUUUGCUGUCUACUGUAAAUAAACCCGAAUGGCCCGCGACUGAAUUACUCCUGUGCAUUUUGGGCAAGAUGCUGGUACAGAAUUUCUCAAACAAAGGCACUGAUAUGUCCUUGAGGGUGGCCAGUUUGGACUACCUGGGCGUGGUAGCCGCCAGACUUCGCAGAGACAGCGUUUUAUCCCGCUGCAAACUCAAUUCUAUCGAUCAAAUGAUCAAAGACAUCAAACAGGAAGAGAUGAAAGACAAUGAUCAAAAUCCGAAAAAGAAACAAGCUAGCAUGUCAGAGGACGAAAGAACUCAAUUCCUACAGAGGAUCCUGCUGGAUUUUUUAGCGGUCAAUUCGCAGAACGACGAAUCCUGGAAAUUCGCCCGACAUUUUUACAUUGCCUGGUGGUACAAGGACCUGGUCAGCGAGAAAACCCAACUGGCCUCAGGCAACAAGAAAAAUCCAAAUCAAUACUCCUCAAAGCGAAACGGAAAGUCCAGCGACAGCGAGGAAGAUUCGGAAAAGGAGACGAAAAAUAGCGAACAAGAAAGCGCAGAGAGAUUUCGAAUUGUUGAAGACAAGAAGAAAGUUCUCCUUAAUAAAAUAAAACCCUUUCAAGAAUCGAUGUCUUCAGGAAACCGCGUUCAAGUUUACCAGACUUACAUUGAUUACAACAGUGCCGAGCUCAUAGCGCAGUUCCUCGCUUCGAAAAGAUACUUUUCUCAAAGCUUUGACCAAUAUUUAAAAGCAAUUUUAAUCGUUCUUAAAGAAACUUCAAUAGCUAUUAGGACAAAGGCCAUGAAGUGUCUCACUAUGAUCGUGGAAGCCGAUCCUUCCGUUCUGGGAAGACACGACAUGCAAAUGGGUGUGAACCAGUCGAUCCUCGAUCAGUCAACUUCUGUAAGAGAGGCUGCAGUGGAUUUGAUUGGAAAAUUCAUUCUAAGACGGCCGGAACUCAUUCAUAAGUAUUACGAGAUUCUUUCGCCUCGAAUUUUGGACACUGGCGUGAGUGUGAGGAAAAGGGUUAUAAAGAUUUUAAAGGAUAUCUGCGUGGAAUGUCCAGAAUUUCCGAAAAUACCUGAGAUUUGCGUGAAAAUGAUCAGGCGCAUCAACGACGAGGAAGGAAUUAGGAAGCUGGUGAUGGAAGUGUUCCAGAACAUGUGGUUUACACCAACUAAAGACGACGAUUCUCUAAUUCGGAAGGUAAUGCACAUAACUGAUGUGGUUGCUUCAUCUAAGGAGAUCGGUCUUGAGUGGUUUGAACAGUUGCUUUUAAGUUUGUAUAAGCCAAAAGAGGACAAAGAUGAUUCGACCAAGAUCAAUACUGAACCACCAAAAGCUUUGCUAACUGCUUGUAGGCAGAUAGUAGAUUGCUUGAUAGAGAAUAUCCUGAGGCUUGAAGAAAGCAGCGCUCAUACUAGCGCGUCUGAAAGACUGGUAGCUUGUGUUACGACUUUACAGUCUUUCGCGAAAAUUCGGCCACAAUUACUUAUCAAACACGCCAGCACCCUGCAGCCCUAUUUAGGGCUGAAAUGUCACACAGAAGGAGACAUAAAAAUUAUAAGUUGCGUGGCAAGAAUGUUGGAAUUGGUGGUGCCUUUAAUGGAGCAUCCAAGCGACUCGUUCUUGGCUCAGCUGGAAGAGGACGCUAUGAAAUUGAUUCUGCAGUACAACAGGCCUAUAGUGAGCAGUUGUUUAAGCUGUUUAGGCUCAAUCAUCAACAAAGUGACGCACAAUUUCCAGUUGAUACGUGACUGCUUUAAGAGAUUCAAUUUGAUGCUUCUAGAAUUUAAAAUGAGCCUGGAAACAUAUGAUUUGGACUUUCAGAAGAACCAUAGGAACAGGGUUCUUUUGAGGAGAGCUCUUUUUGUUGUUGGGCUUUUGUUGCGGCACUUUGACUUUACGGAUCCGGCGGUUCUUGGAGAUCUUUCUGGUGAUACAAAAGAUCAAGUUUACAUAAACCUAAUGUAUUUCUUGCAACAAGACAAUGUAGAUAUUCAGUCAAAUACUCUCAAAGCAAUCGGUAGUAUUUGUAUAAGACAUCACGAAUUUAUGUUAGAACCAGAAUUAAAGGAAUUCUACCAUAGACAGCUAGUCAUAGAUGACUCCCCGUUGCAAAUGAAAAUCGACGUUUUAAUUAAUAUAGAAAAUUAUUUAGUUGAAGAGGAAAAUAGAAUGAUAAAACAGGAUUUAGAAUGGUCCAAGAGGUCUAAAGAAGAAAACCUGAAGGAGAUGAAUGACGUUUCUUCCGGAAUGGCCAGCACUGUUAUUCAGCAGUACUUACAGGAAGUGAUGAAGUGUUACCUCCACCAGAGUCUCCAAGUGAGGCAGCCAGCUUUAAAAGUGAUCCAGCUUGUAUGUAACCAAGGUUUAGUCCAUCCAGCCCAAUUCAUCCCAUCGCUGAUAUGUAUGAGCACAGAUCCAGAAAAAUCCAUAUCUCAUAGUGCUGAUAAAACCUUAUCAGACAUAGAGAAAAAGUAUCCUGGCUUUGUUCACUCGCAAGCUUCCCUGGGAAUCGAUUUGUCUCACAAACUUCAAAGAAUCAUUAACAAUGACGAAGUCGUGAGAGGGUACGUGGUCAAAGAGAAAGGAGAGUAUCCUACAGCAUUGAAUGGUUUCUUGUAUUCUUUGUUGAGGAACUCCAGACAACAAAGACGUGCCUUAAUCCUGAAAAUUGUGAAGCAUUUUGAUGAACAAGCUCGUUCAAGCUUGUCAUACAUGUUAUACCUGGCUGAUAACCUGGCAUAUUUUCCUUAUCAAGUACAGGACGAGCCUUUGUUUAUUGUACAUCACCUUGAUUUAAUGAUCUCCAAUUCUGGAACAAAUCUUUUACAGUCUUUUAGAGAGGGUUUAAUAUCGGAUACGCAAAACAGGAUUUUAGACACUGAAAAUGGUGAAUUGCAUAAUGUUGUGUCUGCUUUGGAUGAGGAUGACGACGAAGAAGCUCUAGCAGCUAGAGUUCCUGAGAAUUCUAGUCAUUUACAGGCCUAUUUAACCGCUGCACAAGGCUGCCUUCUGCUUUUAAUGCUUAAACAGCAUAUUAAAGACGUCUAUGGUCUUAGCGACAGCAAAAUCCAGCUUUAUUCACCCUGCGAAGCGGUAAAAGUGUACGAAAAAACCAUUUCGCGUAGAUCGAACGCUUUGUUUAACCCUAAAACGACACUGCAGAAACUGAAGGAGGGUUGUCCUCCAGAGUAUUUGGACGAGGAAGGACGCAGAGAUCUGAUUCGCCAAUAUUUAGAUUUUAAGCAGCUCAUGUUGCAAUUGGACCCUGACGAUGCCGAAGAGGACGAGAACAGAGUCUUGACAGCUUUAGGAGGAAAUGCCAAUCCCGCUUUGAAUCCUGGCGCUCCUACGGCGAUUCUUACUGAAGCCGACCAAGUGGUGCUUCAGAAUUACAAGGAUCAUUCACCUCCCAAAGUCCCCAAAAUGGUGAUAUCGCAUCGAAGAUUCGAGAGCGAACCGAAGCGGACUCCUCGCAGUCACCGGUCUUCGGAGAAAGCGAAAAAAGUGCGUCACAAAAAGAAACGCAGAAAAAUCACCAGUGACAGCGAGAGCGACGAGAACGAUUUCAGUGAUCCGGACUUCUUGGUUUAAUUUAAGCUUAGAUAAGGUAAAAAGACGCGUCGAGUGUACAGUGAUCAUUUCUCGUUUUAUUUUAGUUCAAUUCAGCACUAUAUCGUCGGCGUUUUUAUUCAAAGUCUGUUGAAUUCGUGCGGUGGUGUUUUAGUUCGUAAUCGGCACUCAGAGACGCUUGUAUUAGUGGUUAUAAUUUAUCCGAUCCUCCUAUUUUUGCUUGCAGAGAUCGUUACUCACAUUCUUAUUAUAAAUAAUAAUAGAGUAAAUAUAUUUAAUGUGAACCUCUCUGUGACCAUUUGUAUAGAUUUUUUUUAUGCAUAUUUUUUUAAAGAAAUUUAACUUCCUGGUAUAUAUGCCACAAAUAGACAAGUUCAGAACUAGAAAGAAUGUUUCUUAUUUUUUUUACGUGAUCAUCUUGUAAUCAAAAAAAAAAAUAGUUAUCUCAAUGAAUUUAUUUAUUAAUUAGGGUUCUUGUAUUUUUGUGGUGAAAUUUGUACCGGUUUUAAAUAAUUUGUAUUUAUAUAAGUUCGUUCACACCUUUUUAACUCUAGCAGCUUUUCAAAUUAUUUGUCUUUUUUUGAUGAGAAAGAAGUUUAUAGAGGAAGGCAUUUAAAAAGACUCUGGUUGCAGGUUUAAUUAAAGUUUAGAAAAUACUUAUUUAUUUUUCCCCCGUUUAUUUUGCCACGUUUCACUUUUGUCUCUGUUCUUUUAGUAACCUGUUUCAAAUUUUGAGCUGAUAUUAAAAAUAUAUCGUUUUGAAAAUAAUUUUUAAUUGAGCCUCGCCUAUAAAACUCAGGGUUGGGCUUGGGCGUUAACACGGCGUUUACCUUUUGGUAUAAAAUUCUAAUAGAAAGAAUUCUUCCUUCUCAGCAUAUACCAUGCGAUCGAAAAAAUAACGCGUCGGGAUGGCUUGGAAAUGAAGAGCGCGACAAUAUGUUUAAAUGUAACACAUUACAUGUAAAAUUAUAUGGACCGUCAUUUCCAAGCCGAUUGCAUGUCGUUUUAUUUGCUAGCAUACGGUGUUUUCUAUCGUUUUUGCUUAAAUUUUGAUUUCCGCACAAAAUAAAACUAUAUUUAUUAUCAUUAAACUAACGAAAUGAAUAAAUUAAAUUAUUUGUGUUUGCAAUGGUCGUUCAUAGCGUUUUUAGGGAAGCUUUGCCUAUUCUGUGACCUAAGUUAAGCCGUGGCCCAACAUAAAGCUGGUAGCGUAGCAUAAUGCGGAGAGCAGUGCGUACAGUGUGAACAAAUACGCGUCAAUCUGCAAUACGCUACGCUGUAUUCCGUUAUUGUAUCAUGACGCUGUAUGUGGGACCACGGGAUUCGACGGUCGACGGGAUUAACCCCCCCUCCCAAACAUGCUACCUAAGUUAAACUAGUUUUUGCAUUAAAGUUUUCUUUACUGGCUCAUCCCUGAUAAAAACAUUAAAAAGCAUUUUGUGAAGCAGCAAAACGCUUCCUUGAGGUUCUAGUUUUCCGUUUAGUUUUUAUUUUUUUAAGUUAUACGUUUUAUAUAUUUUUGUUCAAAUGAAAUUAACUGAUUAUUUAUAAGCGUUCCUUAACAACCCAUAAGUACAGUUUUUCGAGAGCAAACUAAAUAUAGUAUGUUUAGUUAUUUUUUGGGUAGGUUUUAGCCGUUGGAAAGUCAGUAUUAUGUUACGUAAAUGUGAUAAAUAUCAGCCUUAUUUGUGCAAUGAUUUAUCUACUGCAGCAGGAAUUUUUGUGAAAAUCGUCAGAAAUUUGUAGCAGGUUAUUAUCUGUAGUUUAUUUAUAAUUAUAACCUUAGUUGUGAGUUGUUAGUGAAUGUGUAAUAAAUAUCCUUUAACGUUGUUUGAUUUGACCAUCUAGGAUUAUUUUGUAAAUUAGUCUCUAUGUAUAUUUGGUCAAACAAAACAUCUGUUAUUCAGGGUUUUCCAUACUGUAAAACUCCCAAUUUGUAUUUAAAUAAAUUUAUAUUUCUAAGAA
Messenger RNA from Sitophilus oryzae (rice weevil), 8670 nucleotides. It is a transcript of the gene Nipped-B, whose product is annotated as nipped-B protein. Gene Ontology annotation, cellular component: Scc2-Scc4 cohesin loading complex. Lineage: Eukaryota; Metazoa; Arthropoda; Insecta; Coleoptera; Curculionidae. The record is from RefSeq and is a predicted model, not a curated record. Gene Ontology annotation, molecular function: chromatin binding. The coding region runs from base 523 to 6726 and encodes 2067 amino acids. The transcript has 17 exons. Gene Ontology annotation, biological process: regulation of gene expression; establishment of mitotic sister chromatid cohesion; establishment of protein localization to chromatin.